AUGGCAGGUGCUAAAAUUCGAGUUUGUUCAUGGAACAUAUAUAACGAUAUUUGGCAUUCUGUUAAUGAUAAGGUAGAAAAUAAAACUCACGCAUAUUUUAGAAGUAUUUCCAGGUUGAAUUUUAUUCAGGAAAUGUUGCUGGAUGGACGUUUUGAUAUCAUGUGUCUCCAGGAGGUAGACCACAUUACAAUUACAGGAUUGAAAAAACAGAGCGUUAACCACAAAAUGACAUUAGUAACCUCACAACAAAAUUUCCUAGAAUCUAGAAGAAACAAUUGUUGUAUUAUGUUCAGGGAUAAUUUCAAAUUAGUUGCAAAAAAAGAUUUUAACCUGAAUAAUUCUGUGUCGACUCAUUUGACGAAUUAUGCUUAUGAGAACUUGUAUCAUAUCGAAGAUGCAUUCAUUAAAGAGCUGAGGGCGAGGAAUAGUACAGCCACGAUGAUUCUCCUCGAGUUGACAAGUAGAAAAGCCUUCUUAGGAAUUUGCAACUGCCACAUUCAUUGGAACCCAUCGUAUGCAGAUGUGAAGUUGUUUCAUACCUAUUUCAUUGUAAAGGAGUUUUGUCAAUUUGUCCAUACCACUCUCGUGGGGUGGUAUUCUUUCAUCCCAUUGCUAUUAAUAGGAGACUUCAACUCAACUCCACUUUUGAAAAUUCAAGGAGGCCCAGAGAACACCACGUUAAGUGGUGUAUACGAGCUAAUAACAACCGGGAAUUUGUCGAAAAAGCACCCUCACCAUCCGGCCCAGUUAAGGAAAAAUAAAGACUUCCAAAAUUACCCAGAUCUAAAUAUAGAUCCAUUUAAAAGUGUCUUUAAAGAGGUUAACGGAUCCGAACCAAUGUUUACUAACAAAACAUCAAAGUUCAGCGGGUGCAUCGAUUUUAUUUUUUACAAGGAGCUCAUUCCAAUUUCAGCCGAGAGUAUUCCUCGUAACUUGGGAAAAAAUGAAAUUUUACCCAACUCGAAUUUUCCCUCGGAUCACGUAAUACUGAUGUCUGAAUUUUUUCUUGUUUAA
Molecule: messenger RNA, 1014 nt
Organism: Plasmodium gonderi
Lineage: Eukaryota; Apicomplexa; Aconoidasida; Haemosporida; Plasmodiidae
Product: carbon catabolite repressor protein 4
Exons: 10
Coding region: 1-1014 (337 amino acids)
Biological process (GO): nuclear-transcribed mRNA poly(A) tail shortening
Cellular component (GO): cytoplasm; nucleus; CCR4-NOT complex
Molecular function (GO): poly(A)-specific ribonuclease activity
Source: RefSeq, a predicted model, not a curated record